UUAUUUGGACACCCUUCUCCAACCACCGCCACAGCCACCACCGCGCGGCCGAGCUCGAAUUUUAAACCCUAGGGCUGGGUUUCUGCUUCUUCCCUCCAUUUCCUCCCCGUCUCGGAAAACUUCAACCUGGUCGACGCGAAUUACGAAGCUGGUCAGGAGCUGGCUCGUAUCAAUGGCGGAGAAGGAGAAGAAUGGGCGCGGGGCGAGAAGCGACGAGAGCGAUUAUACAUCGGAGGACGAGGGGACGGAGGAUUACCGGAGAGGAGGUUACCACGCGGUGCGGAUUGGAGACACUUUCAAGGACGGCUGCUAUGUUGUGCAGCGCAAGCUCGGGUGGGGCCAUUUCUCCACCGUCUGGCUUGCUUGGGAUACUCUCCGAUCGCGUUAUGUAGCUUUGAAAGUCCAGAAGAGCGCUAAGCAUUACACUGAAGCGGCAAUGGAUGAGAUCAAGAUCCUCCAACAGAUAGCCGAUGGUGACCCGGAAGACAAGAAGUGCGUGGUGAAGCUUCUUGAUCACUUCAAGCACUCGGGGCCAAACGGGCAGCACGUGUGCAUGGUCUUUGAGUACUUGGGAGAUAACCUCUUGACGCUUAUUAAGUACAGUGAUUAUAGAGGAGUUCCUCUCCACAUGGUUAAAGAACUUUGUUUCCAUAUCUUAGUGGGUCUGGACUAUCUGCAUCGGCAACUAUCUAUUAUCCACACUGAUUUGAAGCCAGAGAAUAUCUUGCUUAUGUCCAUGAUCGAUGCGAGUAAAGAUCCGAGGCGUUCAGGGGCUCCGCUUGUUCUUCCGAGUGGAAAGAAUAAAAUUGAACCGGCAUCUCCUACGGUAACGGAUGGCAAGAAUUUGAAUGGGGAUUUGACCCGGAACCAGAAGAAGAAGAUCCGAAAGAAGGCCAAGAAGGCAGCUCAAGGGCGUGUUGGGAAGGAAGUUCUUGAGGAAAAUGAGGAAGGUUCUGGAGCCUCAAGCCCCAGAAAUACCAGUAAUAUUGAGUGUUUAGGUAACGACGAUGCUGAAGGGAAAACAAGUAAUUCUUCGAAUAAGGAUGGAGCCGUGAAGAGUGAUGAAGUGAAGGAUGGCGAUCAUGGAAGUAGGAGUCGUAGAAGGGGGAGCCAUGCCACGAGGCAGAAGCUUUUGGCCGAGCUCGAUCUCAAGUGCAAGUUGGUUGAUUUCGGGAACGCUUGUUGGACCUAUAAACAGUUUACAAGCGAUAUACAAACAAGACAGUAUAGGUGCCCUGAGGUUAUCCUUGGCUCAAAAUAUUCAAUUUCAGCUGAUCUAUGGUCCUUUGCUUGUAUUUGCUUUGAGCUUGCUACUGGCGAUGUCCUUUUUGAUCCCCACAGCGGGGAGAACUACGAUAGGGAUGAGGAUCACUUGGCACUCAUGAUGGAACUCCUUGGAAUGAUGCCACGGAAGAUUGCCUUAGGUGGCCGGUAUUCUCGAGAUUUCUUCAACCGAUAUGGCGAAUUAAGACACAUUCGUAGAUUACGAUUCUGGCCCGUCGAGAAGGUUCUCAUGGAAAAGUACGAUUUCAGCGGGCAAGACGCUAAGGAUAUGUCUGACUUUCUUGUUCCUCUACUGGAUUUCAUGCCUGACAAGAGGCCAACUGCUGCUCAAUGUCUCACACAUCCCUGGAUAUCUGCUGGGCCAAGGCUUCUUCAGCCUUCAGCGGCCGAUACUCAAGUAAAGUCCUCUGAUGGGAAUAUUUCAGGGGAGGCAAAAGAAAAGAACGACAGGGAGGCGAUGGAAGUUGGGCUGGGGAAUAUAGAAAUCGCUGGGACUCCAAAGUCAGCAAAGAAAUGACAACCCAUUGGAAAAUCGUAAAAUGAAAACGAAGCUCAUCCACCAAGUGUUUUUCUCGAAUCUCGAAUUGUUCUGUUGCAAUUUUGUCAUCUGUUUGAUUCUUUGGACGCAAUUGAUGUCAUUUGAUGACCCCUUACCUUGGUGGAGUAUAGUGCGAUGUGGGGAGGGGAGCACUUGUCCACCCAGUUUUGAGUAGUUGGUCGGCUCUGUUCUGUACGGUUGAGGAACUGAUACGAUCCAUUUGCUGUAAUCUGUAAUAUGGCCUUCAUUGUAAGAUCUGUUUCUUGACUAUCGAUGUUCCAUCCCUCAUGUCAGGUUCUUUUU
Molecule: messenger RNA, 2125 nt
Organism: Punica granatum (pomegranate)
Lineage: Eukaryota; Viridiplantae; Streptophyta; Magnoliopsida; Myrtales; Lythraceae
Source: RefSeq, a predicted model, not a curated record